GCGGGGGCAGCUGGAGAUGCUGGGGGUGCUCCCGCACCGGUCUCGCCUGCCGCCUUUCCCAUGAGGCCCCGCUCCUCAGGGGAGUGUCUGCGCUGGGACCGGUCCCCGCCGCCCGGCCCCUUCCCGCGGAGGCUGCACAAAGGUGUCCGGCUGGAGUGCGCCAACAGGCCAGCUUUCUCAAAGUGCUUUUAAGUUUCCCUUUUUUUUUUUUUUUUUUUUGAGGAGGGGCGAAGAAGAGGAGCUUUUUCCAUUUACAUUCCUUUCCUUGUAUGUAGAUACCGAGAGGAAACUCAGCACUGGGCAUGUUCGGAUGUUGAAUGGUUUUGCUGAUAAGCAACCAGCCCUCCCGGAACCAAAGACUUAAAAUAGUCGUCACCCCUCCCCAUCCCCACCCCCCCGCAGGAGCUGCAAAUGGUAUCUGCCAAACAGAUGACAAAGUACCUUGGACUAAAUCACACACAGACAGCAUUUUGAGCCGAACGCACGGCCAAACUCGUGUAAUUACUGUUUAUAGCUGGCCGAGGCUGACCAGGAGAGGGCAAACCCAAGAGGAAAUAAGUUUCCUGAACCUUGGAGAAAUGGCUGUGUGUUAAUUAAAGGCUAGGACGGGCACUUCUCACUCACGAACCAAGUUUUUCUUGAGAUCACAGUUCGCAGCACGUUUCCUCUGGAGGGAGUGAGUAGAUAAUUGGGAUCUUUUUGUCUUUUUUUUCCUCCCCCUCUCCUUUUUCUCUCUUCUGCGUUUUGGUCUUAUGGCCUCGAACCCGCAGUGAAUUGAAGCGAGAAAGAAAUGGAUAUGUCUGACCCCAAUUUUUGGACUGUGCUCUCAAACUUUACUUUGCCUCAUUUGAGGAGUGGGAACAGGCUUCGGCGAACACAAAGUUGCCGAACCAGCAACCGGAAAAGCUUGAUAGGCAAUGGACAGUCCUCAGCGUUGCCUCGGCCCCACUCACCUCUUUCUGCUCAUGCAGGAAAUAGCCCUCAAGAUAGUCCAAGAAAUUUCUCCCCCAGUGCCUCUGCCCAUUUUUCAUUUGCACGGAGGACUGAUGGACGCCGCUGGUCCUUGGCUUCUCUCCCCUCCUCUGGCUAUGGGACAAACACUCCCAGCUCUACGGUCUCUUCAUCCUGUUCCUCCCAGGAGAAGUUGCAUCAGUUACCAUAUCAACCGACACCAGAUGAAUUACACUUCUUAUCAAAACAUUUUUGUACCACCGAAAGCAUCACCACAGAGAACAGAUGCAGAAACACACCCAUGCGCCCCCGUUCCCGAAGUCUAAGCCCUGGACGUUCUCCCGCCUGCUGUGACCAUGAAAUAAUUAUGAUGAACCAUGUCUACAAAGAAAGGUUCCCAAAGGCUACAGCUCAGAUGGAAGAGCGCCUAAAGGAAAUCAUCACCAGCUACUCUCCAGACCACGUUCUCCCCCUUGCAGAUGGAGUGCUCAGCUUCACUCACCAUCAGAUUAUUGAACUGGCUCGCGAUUGUUUGGAUAAAUCCCACCAGGGUCUCAUCACCUCACGAUACUUCCUUGAAUUACAGCACAAAUUAGAUAAGCUACUACAGGAGGCUCACAAUCGUUCAGAUAGUGGAGAGCUGGCAUUUAUUAAACAACUAGUUCGAAAGAUCCUGAUUGUUAUUGCCCGCCCUGCUCGCUUAUUAGAGUGCCUGGAAUUUGAUCCUGAAGAAUUUUACUACCUAUUGGAAGCAGCAGAAGGCCAUGCCAAAGAAGGACAGGGUAUUAAAACUGACAUUCCCAGGUAUAUCAUUAGCCAGCUUGGCCUCAAUAAAGAUCCUCUGGAAGAAAUGGCUCAACUGGGAAACUAUGAUAGCGGGACAGCAGAAACACCAGAAACAGAUGAAUCCGUGAGUAGCUCUAAUGCUUCCCUGAAACUUCGAAGGAAACCUCGGGAAAGUGAUUUUGAAACGAUUAAAUUGAUCAGCAACGGAGCCUAUGGGGCAGUCUAUUUCGUUCGGCACAAGGAAUCCCGGCAGAGGUUUGCCAUGAAGAAGAUUAAUAAGCAGAACCUCAUCCUCCGCAACCAGAUCCAGCAGGCCUUUGUGGAGCGGGAUAUCCUGACUUUUGCAGAAAACCCUUUUGUUGUCAGCAUGUAUUGCUCCUUUGAGACCAGGCGCCACUUGUGCAUGGUCAUGGAAUAUGUGGAAGGGGGUGACUGUGCUACCUUAAUGAAGAACAUGGGUCCUCUCCCCGUUGAUAUGGCCAGGAUGUACUUUGCUGAGACGGUCCUGGCCUUGGAAUAUCUACAUAAUUAUGGAAUUGUACACAGGGAUUUGAAACCAGACAAUUUGUUGGUCACCUCCAUGGGGCACAUAAAGCUGACAGAUUUUGGAUUAUCCAAGGUGGGACUCAUGAGCAUGACUACCAAUCUUUACGAGGGUCAUAUUGAGAAGGAUGCCCGAGAGUUCCUGGACAAGCAGGUCUGUGGCACACCUGAAUACAUUGCACCAGAAGUGAUUCUGAGGCAGGGCUACGGGAAGCCAGUGGACUGGUGGGCCAUGGGGAUUAUCCUCUAUGAAUUUCUGGUUGGAUGCGUGCCAUUCUUUGGGGACACUCCAGAAGAGCUAUUUGGACAAGUCAUCAGUGAUGAGAUCAACUGGCCUGAAAAGGAUGAGGCUCCACCCCCUGAUGCCCAGGAUCUGAUUACCUUGCUCCUCAGGCAGAAUCCCCUGGAGAGACUGGGAACAGGUGGUGCAUAUGAAGUCAAACAGCAUCGAUUCUUCCGUUGCUUAGACUGGAACAGUUUGCUGAGACAGAAGGCAGAAUUUAUUCCCCAACUGGAAUCUGAAGAUGACACAAGUUAUUUUGAUACUCGGUCAGAGAAGUACCAUCAUAUGGAGACCGAGGAAGAAGAUGACACGAAUGAUGAAGACUUUAAUGUGGAAAUAAGGCAGUUUUCCUCAUGUUCACAUAGGUUUUCUAAGGUUUUCAGCAGUAUGGAUCGAGGUACUCAGAAUUCAGGAGAAGAGAAGGAAGACCCUGGGGACAAAACUAAAAGCACAACUUUGCCAUCCACGGAAACGUUAAGCUGGAGUUCAGAGUAUUCUGAAAUGCAACAGUUAUCCACAUCCAACUCUUCGGAUACUGACAGCAACAGACAUAGGCUCGGUUCUGGGCUGCUUCCCAAGCUGGCCGUUUCAGCAGAGGCAGAACAUGAUGGGGCCGCUCCCCAGCCCAGAGAGCUGCACGAGGAGCCGGAAAAGCCAGCCCUCCCCGCUGCAGAGAGUGCCCAGGAGGAGCCCGAGGUCACCACCCCGGCCAGCACCAUCAGCAGCUCCACUCUGUCAGAUAUGUUUGCUGUUUCUCCACUGGGAAGUCCAAUGUCUCCCCACUCCCUGUCCUCGGACCCUUCUUCCUCAAGGGAUUCCUCUCCCAGCCGAGAUUCUUCAGGAGCUUCUGCCAGUCCACACCAGCCCAUUGUGAUCCACAGUUUAGGGAAGAACUAUGGUUUCACCAUUCGAGCCAUCCGGGUGUACGUGGGAGACAGCGACAUUUACACAGUGCAUCAUAUCGUUUGGAAUGUCGAAGAAGGAAGUCCAGCUUGCCAGGCAGGACUGAAGGCUGGGGAUCUGAUCACGCACAUCAAUGGAGAACCGGUGCAUGGACUUGUCCACACGGAAGUUAUAGAGCUCCUGCUAAAGAGUGGAAAUAAGGUGUCAAUCACGACCACCCCAUUUGAAAACACAUCAAUCAAAACGGGACCGGCCAGGAGAAACAGCUAUAAGAGCCGGAUGGUGAGGCGGAGCAAGAAAUCUAAGAAGAAGGAGAGUCUGGAAAGGAGGAGAUCCCUUUUCAAAAAACUAGCCAAGCAGCCUUCUCCUUUACUCCACACCAGCCGAAGUUUCUCCUGCUUGAACCGAUCCUUGUCAUCAGGGGAGAGCCUCCCAGGGUCCCCAACUCACAGCUUGUCUCCCCGAUCCCCUACACCCAGCUACCGUUCCACCCCCGACUUCCCAUCCGGCACUAACUCCUCCCAGAGCAGCUCCCCAAGCUCCAGCGCUCCCAACUCCCCAGCGGGGUCAGGACACAUCCGGCCCAGCACGCUCCAUGGUCUGGCCCCCAAACUCAGUGGGCAGCGCUACCGGUCAGGAAGGCGGAAGUCAGCCGGCAGCAUCCCCCUGUCUCCACUGGCCCGGACACCCUCUCCAACCCCACAGCCCACCUCCCCGCAGCGGUCCCCAUCCCCUCUGCUGGGGCACUCACUUGGCAAUUCCAAGAUGGCUCAAGCCUUUCCCAGCAAAAUGCACUCCCCACCCACCAUCGUCAGGCACGUUGUGAGGCCCAAGAGUGCAGAACCCCCUCGGUCCCCGCUGCUCAAGCGCGUGCAAUCGGAGGAGAAGCUCUCUCCCUCCUAUGGAGGCGACAAGAAGCACCUGUGCUCCCGCAAGCAUAGCCUGGAGGUCACCCAGGAGGAGGUGCCGCGGGAGCAGCAACAGCGGGAAGUGACCUUGCAGAGCCUGGAGGAGAAUGUAUGCGACGCGCCUGCCCUCAGCCGGGCCAGGCCCGUGGAGCAGGGCUGCCUGAAACGCCCCGUGUCCCGGAAGCUGGGCCGCCAGGAGUCUGUGGACGAGCUGGACCGAGAGAAGCUAAAGGCCAAGGUGGUGGUGAAGAAACCUGACGGGCUCUCAGAAAAACAGGAAUCCCGUCCAAAGCCCCACGGACUCAGCAGUGACUUGGAAAACCUCUGUGCUUUUAGGCUCGAAGAGAGAGACAAGAAAAUCUAUCCGAAAGCUUCAGAGAGGUCAAAUCAUUUUGAAAGCAAAGCAGCCGUGCAGGAGGCCCAGCCCCUCUCCAGCCUUUUGAAAGACGCUCUCCACAAGCAGGCCAACGUGCGGGCCAGCGAGGGUAUCACCUCUGAGGGGGCAACAGCAGCUGGGGACCACAGCCAGGGGACCACCUGUGACCUCAAACGAGCCUCGACGCACAGCACCCUCCAAGACGGCCUCUGUCACACCACCCACAGGUCCACCUCUGGGAAGGGGGACACCGCAGAGAAGGUCCCCCAGGCCAAGGAGGGUCUGCGGUGUGAGAAGUUAGACGGCAAGUUGGCCAACAUCGAUUACCUCCGAAAGAAGAUGUCCCUCGAAGACAAAGACGAGAGCCUCUGCUCUGUGCUCAAGCCCAAGGUGACGGCCAGUGCCCAGGAGUGCCUGCCUGGGAGCCUGGGCCGGCCCGUGGGAGGGCAGCAGGAGGCCCCGCCAGCCUCUGAGGGCCGCACACCGUUCAUCGGCAGCGCCCACGCAGCUCAGCUCAGCGCCGUCUCCUUUGUCCCUCUCAAGGCCCUUUCUGGCCGGGUGGACAGUGGAACAGAGAAGCCAGGCUUGGCUGCCCCAGAGUCGCCUGUCCGGAAAAGCCCCUCAGAGUAUAAGCUGGAAGGGAGGUCUGUGUCGUGCCUGAAGCCCAUUGAAGGCACCUUGGACAUCGCUCUCCUGUCGGGACCUCAGGCCUCCAAGACAGAGCUGCCUUCCCCGGAGCCUGCCCAGAGCCCCAGCCCAGGCAGUGAUGCGGAGUCCCCCGUGCCCCUGGCUCUCCCCAACAGCGCAGGGAGGAAGGCUGACACUGCGGGUCAGAGAGAGUCCUCCCCUGCCAGCUUCAAGGUGAACAAAUCCUAUCUGCUUGAGCCCCGGUUCCCACCGUCCAGUCGGGGUCUGCAGAGUUCACCGGUGGCUGCCCCGCCUGACCCAGAGCUGAAGCUGGACAAGAAGGUCUCCCAGGCAGCCCGUGCCCCAGCGACCAUCAUGGAGAACCGUCCUCAGCAAGGAGAGGGCCACCCCAGCCAACACCAAGACCGCAGCCCCGACGUUAAGCUCCUUCCCUUCCCAGGGCAGAACCUCCAAGGUGCCAACGCAUCUAGAUCCCUCAGCCCACUCUCACCUGAAAGUGUCCCUUCCAGGGAGAAGCCGAGUGGCAGAGAGUUGUCCGAAAGGGGCCUGUCAAUAGUCAGGAGUGAACGGUCAGCUGUGAGGCCCGACGUCCGCAGAGACCCCUCCAAGGAGCUGUGUCCCCCAGAAGCUGCUAAACCCAGCGACAGCUUCCAAACCCUCCCUGUGGUGGGGAGGACCCACCCGGAUGUCUCCACCCAGACCCAGGCCUUGGAGAAAGCAUGUGGGCCUUGCGGGAGAGCAAAGCCCAGAGACGGCCGAGAGGAGGUGAGGCUGCCGGCCAGAGCGGACUCCUCUUUGCGCUCUGCGGGGGCUCCUUGUGAGAGAGAGCUGGGCGCAGAGAGUGGCCUGGAAUCCAAGAUGGAACCUGCUUCUACCAGGUGGUCUCUGGAGCUGCCCAGGCCAGAGAGUGAGAAGAGUAGAAGGCUUUCUGGUUUCCAGUCUGUGCAGAAAGACAUUCCCAAGGAACCGGAAAGGAAAGAACAGCCCCUGCAAAAGCACGUCACCAGUAGUUCUCAGCUGGGUCCCAAGGAACCAGAAAGGAAAGAACAGUGUUUGCAGAAGCACGUCACCAGUAGUUCUCAGCUGGGUCCCAAGGAACCGGAAAGGAAAGAGCAGCCUCCACAAAAGCACCUCACCGGUAACUCUCAGCCGGGUCCCAAGGACCUGGAAAGGAAAGAACAGCCUCUGCAAAAGCACGUGACCAGUAGUUCUCAGCCGGGUCCCAAGGAACUGGAAAGGAAAGAACAGUGUUUGCAGAAGCACCUCACCAGUAACUCUCAGCCGGGUCCCAAGGAACCGGAAAGGAAAGAACAGCCUCCACAAAAGCAUGUCACCAGUAGCUCUCAGCUGAGUCCCAAGGAACCAGAAAGGAAAGAACAGCCCCUGCAAAAGCACGUCACCAGUAACUCUCAGCCGGGUCCCAAGGACCUGGAAAGGAAAGAACAGCCUCUGCAAAAGCACGUCACCAGUAGUUCUCAGCCAGGUCCCAAGGAACCGGAAAGGAAAGAACAGCCUCUGCAAAAGCACGUCACCAGUAACUCUCAGCCGGGUCCCAAGGACCUGGAAAGGAAAGAACAGCCUCUGCAAAAGCACGUCACCAGUAGUUCUCAGCCAGGUCCCAAGGAACCGGAAAGGAAAGAACAGCCUCUGCAAAAGCAGGUGACCAGUACUUCUCAGCCAGGUCCCAAGGAACCGGAAAGGAAAGAACAGUGUUUGCAAAAGCACCUCACCAGUAGCUCUCAGCUGAGUCCCAAGGAACCAGAAAGGAAAGAACAGCCCCCACAAAAGCACCUCACCAGUAACUCUCAGCCGGGUCCCAAGGAACCAGAAAGGAAAGAACAGCCUCUGCAAAAGCACGUGACCAGUAGUUCUCAGCCAGGUCCUAAGGAACCAGAAAGGAAAGAGCAACCUCCACAAAAGCAUGUCACCAGUAGCUCUCAGCUGAGUCCCAAGGAACCAGAAAUGAAAGAACAGCCCCUGCAAAAGCACGUCACCAGUAGUUCUCAGCCGAGUCCCAAGGAACUAGAAAGGAAAGAACAAUGUUUGCAAAAGCACCUCACCAGUAGUUCUCAGGUGGGUCCCAAGGAACCGGAAAUGAAAGAACAGCCCCUGCAAAAGCCCCUCUUGAGUAGUUCUCAGCCGGGUCUCAAGGAACCGGAAAGGAAAGAACAAUGUUUGCAAAAGCACCUCACCGGUAGUUCUCAGGUGGGUCCCAAGGAACUGGAAGGGAAAGAACAGCCCCCACAAAAGCACCUCACCAGUAACUCUCAGCCGGGUCCCAAGGAACCCGAAGGGAAAGAACAGUGUUUGCAGAAGCACCUCACCAGUAGUUCUCAGCUGGGUCCCAGGGAACCAGAAAGGAAAGAGCAGCCCCCACAAAAGCACCUCACCAGUAGCUGUCAGCCCUCACCCCCCACCAAAGAGCUCCCUGGCCUGGCUUGUCAGCACUGCACUCUGCCCAGCCACCCUGCUGCCUCUCUGCCAGGGAGCAAGCCCUGCGCUACAGACUCCAGCUUCCAGGACGCCCUCAGGCCCGCUGCUGUGCCCAGUGACAGCAGCAGCCACAAGCCCAGGUCUGACCCCGAUCUGGGCCCUCCGAAGUCUAAGUUCCCAGACCGGCCCCCCUCCUCCCAGAAGCCGAGUGCUGAGGCUGCAGUGAGCAAAGAGCCUGGCGCUCCGACCCUCGGCAGAGCGGGGGUGGGGAGUGGUAAGGGUGUGUCAGAGGAGUUCCCUGUCCUCCCAAGUCCCCAGAAAACAGCCCGUGAAGUGAUCGGCCAGGGAGCCAGUGGGCGCUCAGUCCCCCUGCCCACAGAAGGGGGUCCUCCAGACACAAAGCUGAGACCCACCAGCGCUGGGUGUCCCCCAGAGGCACUGGAGAUGCUCGGACAUCCACCUGGGCGAGGUCUCCUCGGGGCCAGUGAGUCAAUGGACCAGAAACUUCCCACCGUCAGGGAAAGGCAAAACCUGUCUCCAAAGGCCCCCACACCAUCCACUGUGAAAGAUUGUCCCCCUCUGUGCAAACAGACAGACAGGAGCCCAGGUCCGCUGGCCGCCUGUGCCGACGCCAGCAAGUCUGAAGGCAAGAAACGCACUGAAGCACUUUACACCCCUGCGGAUGGGGAGAAGCCGGGGGCUGGGCCCAAGGGUGUGGAGCAGCUGGCAGCAGCCGCUGGGAAGAGCUGGCCAGAGGCCACGGGGAAAGGGCUCAGUCCCCAGAAGCCACUGACUGAGGCGAGCAAGCCCAGCGGCAUGAAGCGGUCACCUUCAGCCACAGUGCAGAGCUCUCUCGGCUGUGCCACCCUCCCAGGGAAGUCUCAGAGCUAUUCCUGUGGCUUUCCUGAGGCCAGACCAGCAAUUCCAGAGACUUCUACCACCUCCAGCGACACCUCUGCCAAGGCCGGCGGGCCUGCAGCAGAAUGCCCAGCCUCCAGCAGCAGGGACCAGCGGAAACCCCUGCCUAGCGGGAGUGGCAGAACCCAAAUGACCAAGAGCGACUCCUUGCCAUCCUUCCGCAGCUCAGCCACCACUCUGGAGUCCCAGCACCCCAGCCCUGGCCUGGUGGCGGGCACCAGCCACCGGGACAGGGCCCUCUCAGUAACCACCGCCGUGGGAGAAACCAAAGGGAAAGAGCCAGCCCCCACCCAGCCAGCUCAGACCAGGAACCAGAAUGUGAGCAGAGAGGCGGCCAAGCCGUCCCCCGCUCCAAGCACUGAGCGCCCCGUCGUUCUUCCUUCUGAGAAGGACACUGGGCUGCGACAGAGGCGGGGGAGAGAGAGUUUGCGCGGCAGCCCCAGCAAAAAGGCCUUGUGAUGGGGCAGGCCCGGGCGGCACUGGGGAAACCCACCCUGUGUGUGUCACUGCGUCUUGACUACCUUGGAAACCAGCGUCGUGGGACACCACCCCCCUGCUAUCGGCAGAGCCUGGAGCCUCACUGAAGAAGCGAGGAGACAAGAGACAGAAAGAGGGGACCUUCUUCCAAAUGCCUUCCCAAAUUGGAACCGGCAAACUUACCAGAUAGUGUUUGUACAAAAUAAAACAAAAAAAAACAAAAACAAAAAAAAUUCUUUCUGGUUGAGGUUGAGGGUUGUUGAGGGAAAAGAUUUUCUCUGUAAAUAUCUAGCAAUGUGUUUGGUUUGGGGUGUAGAGUUGAUACCUUGCUGCUGAUGGCGUCAUUUACUACAACUUUUGGGUUUUCUUUAAGUAGGAUUUUUGCUCUACCAUUGAUCACGAUGCAGUCAUGAAGCGAAAUGGCUAAAACGGUGUUUGUUAAAAUAUAGAUGCACCCAUAUUCAUGUAUAUACACAUCCACCCACGUGUUUUGGUCUGUGGUUGAAAAGACUCUUGCAAGACUACAUUUUUUUCUAAGUUAAAACAUUCUGAGUAGAGUUGAUGGUGGAAGAAAGCCUGAAAUACACUAGAUGGUGAGUUUGUAUGUGUAUUUUUAACCAGAAAUGUUGAUAGCGCUGUAUCUGGCUACCUAUAUUUCCAGAUCUAAAGCAAGAAUGACGCGAAUCACUGCGUCUGGAAUGCUCCUCCAUCAGGAAUGGCUGCAACAGAUGGAGCUAGCCAUUUUCAUUUCACUAAUGGCCAUUUUGAUCCUGGGCCCAACUGUCUCCAAGGCCAGUUGUCCUUGUGUGUGGAUAUGGGUGUCGACUCUUCACUAUAGGUAGAGCGAGGGCUAUAAACACACGUUGGCUUUUAUUUCUGUUCUGCUUUCCCUCCUUCUCAUGCUCUUAAAUAAACUCAGGCCUUUGCUAUGAGUCGCUAGUCCAAGAAGCACACAUCUUGUAGUAGUUCUGCGCCCGCCCUGCUGUUGAACAAAACAGAAAAUAACUGGCCGCACACAAAUCUGCUUGUAUUUAGGCUGAUUAAUAAGCACUAGGCAUUGGAAGAGGUUUUCACUUUGCUUUUUUGAGGAAAAGUGGAGGGGGUAUGGAUUUUGGCAUCAUAGCAUAUAUUUUAAGGAAUAAUCAGGACAUCAGAUACAUUUUAAUACAUAGCUGGGGCCUUAUGUUGUAGAUGAAGCUUGCUGUUUUUAGCAAGUUCCUGGGUUUCACAUUCAUUUCUGGUGCAUCAAGUAGCUCCAUACAUUUCAUAACAUGGUCUCUUUAUUUGUAUGCAAAAAAUAUAUAUACUGUAUUAAUAAAGAGCAGCAUUUUUGUAAUAAAAAGACUUGGAGCUAUUUGGUGCUUGAAUGUGACUGUCCUUUUUACUUUUGCUAAGCCUUAUUUAAAUUUUGUAUACCAUGGAAUAUGUAGGGUUUGUCCAAUCAUUUUAGUGCUGAGGGGGUCUUUGUGUUUUUUGUUGCAGUUUUCCUGGUGGCUUGUUUUGUAUUGUAAGACAGCACUUGCUGACGUAAGUACUAAGCACUAAGAGAAAAUACACACAGAAAAGUAUUUAUAAGAUGCUUGGGAUCCAUAGCAGGAUUUUUGUUUUGUUUUGUAAGAGAAAAAAUCACCAGUAAAUACUAGUCCAGCACCCAACCCCGCUCCCCGCAGGGAUAUCUUAGUAUCUUCAGGCUAUAAAAUUGUUCACCUAAGCACAGCAUCAUCUUACAUCCCUGUGGAUUGUAAAUCAUUUAGUGAGGCUAUAAACUCCACUCCAAAAACAAUUGCUUGGUUGUCCUUCAUUGUAAAAUGAGUUGACAGUGGUGAAAAAACUCUCUUCCUUGCCCCUAACUUUUUUCCCGUAAGGUUCUAGCCAUUCCCCAUCACUAUGUUGUGAAUUGUAGAAGAAACAAAUAUUUUGAAAGAACUUAAAUGGGUUUCAAAAAUGGGCUCAACAUUUAUGAUUCACACCUGCAUUCGGCGGCUGUCAUAACCCAACCCUUCUGCACCCAGACGUCCAGACAGGUCUGUCGGGGAGGUAGUGUAUGGUUUACAGCCCUUGCUUUUUAACUGUCCAGUUUCCUUUAAAGCACAACUAGCUGCUUGUUUACAAAUGAUAUUUUAAAAUGUAUAUUUUGUAUAGUGUAUUAUCAUUUUUGCCAAAUAUGUUUUUGCAUUUUGGAUGGCUACAGAGUCCCUAAGAUCGCAUUUGCGUAAGACCUGUCUGUUGUUGUAAACCUCUCCAGUCAGAUGGUAGAAAUUCUCCUGUGUUCUGUUUGGUCGGUCUCCUGUGAUUGUAAGGUGUGCUCCUCGCUAGUACUCCCAGCUGUAGAUUUACCAGCUUAAAGUUUGUUAGGAUCUGUGCAAUAAAGUGUUUGCAGUCUUAUUUUCUCUAAGGAAUUCCCUAUGGAUGUCAUAAUUGUUGUAUAUUGAACAAAUAUUUAUACUUAUGCAGUUGCAUAACAUUGAAAUAAAAAUUUAGCAUGAAAA
Molecule: messenger RNA, 11715 nt
Organism: Capra hircus (goat)
Lineage: Eukaryota; Metazoa; Chordata; Mammalia; Artiodactyla; Bovidae
Product: microtubule-associated serine/threonine-protein kinase 4
Exons: 25
Coding region: 791-9208 (2805 amino acids)
Biological process (GO): peptidyl-serine phosphorylation; intracellular signal transduction
Molecular function (GO): protein binding; magnesium ion binding; protein serine/threonine kinase activity
Source: RefSeq, a predicted model, not a curated record